Molecule: messenger RNA, 2310 nt
Organism: Aphis gossypii (cotton aphid)
Lineage: Eukaryota; Metazoa; Arthropoda; Insecta; Hemiptera; Aphididae
Gene: cass
Product: apoptosis inhibitor 5
Exons: 10
Coding region: 414-1985 (523 amino acids)
Biological process (GO): negative regulation of apoptotic process
Cellular component (GO): nucleus
Molecular function (GO): RNA binding
Source: RefSeq, a predicted model, not a curated record
GAUAUUAUGUUGAGCACAAUAUAUAAUGUUUUGUUUUUUUACGGCACUGGUCCGUAACGGCGUAACCUAAACACGUUGUGACUACCGUAUAACACAUACCAAUCUCACCGGAACGCCGUCCUUAUUGAUAAUUAUUAUUUACUUCAUACUAAUUGUAAAACUACACAGACCCGUGAAUUAUCAUUCUGAUUAUCGAAUCUUAAUUUCCUAAGCCACCCGCGUCCCGCUGUCCUCACCAGUAGCUUAGUAGUUAGUACUUUUCGUUUAUUUAUCGUAUAACGUUUGACGGUUAAGAGUGAAUUCGUAAUUCGUAUCUUCCGAUUGUCACUCAUAGACGUUUUUAUAUUUGCAAUUGCCACUUAAUCCGUUCAACCAACCGUUGAUAGGUAAUACUUGUAUACCCCAACAGAAAAAUGGAGGCCGAAGACAACAUCCAGAAAAUGUAUAAAUACUUUGGUAUACUUGCCGAUGCUAAGGAAAACAUUGCCGAGAAAGAACCUGAGUAUUUGGAAAUAUUAUCUGCAGUUAAAGGAUCAACUAAAGAAAAAAGACUUGCAUCUCAAUUUAUAACCAGAUUUUUUAAACAUUUUCCAAACCUUGCUGCUCAAGCGUUAGAAGCUCAACUUGAUCUUUGUGAAGAUGAAGAUAUUUGUAUACGAAAACAAGCAAUUAAAGAUUUACCAGUAUUAUGUAAAGAGUCUAAAGAAUACCUGACUAAAAUAGCAGAUAUAUUAGCUCAAUUACUUCAGGCUGACGACCCUCAAGAAUUGCUUACUGCUCAGAAUUCAUUAUUGUCACUCUUUAAAAUUGAUGCUAAAGGUGCCUUAACUGGAAUAUUUAGCCAAAUGCAAUCAAAUGAGGAAGUGGUAAGAGAACGUUCCAUGAAGUUUAUAUCAAACAAAGUAAUGGGAUUGGGUAAAGAUAUAAUUAAAAGAGAUGUAGAAGAUUUAAUAAUAGCAGAAUGCAAAAAAGUAAUGCAAAAUAUUACUUGUGAAGAAUUUGAAACACUCAUGACUAUCUUAUCAUUGACUCAUCUAAUAAAUACACCAGAUGGUCAAAAAGAACUCGUUGAACUCUUGGCAAGCACAGCUGAACUUGAUCAGUUUUUUAAUCCAAAAGAUUUAGAUCAAGUUAAUCGAUUUAUAACUUGUCUGGAUUUUGCUAUUCCAUUUUUUUCGGCCCAUGUAGAAUCCACUAAGUUCAUUGUCUACAUAUGUGAAUUGUUGAAUCGCUAUACUCUUAUAAAAGAUAAUGAUAAACAAUUCAUCAUUUUAAAGUUAUUAGCAGAAUCUGUACCAUAUUGUGGUAAACUAAUGAAUCCUGAAGCAGUAGUUGGACAAGUGUAUCAAGCUUUAUUAGAUUUAGUUACCGUUCCUGAGAAUGAUUCUAAUAAAAAAGUAGAAGAUAUGGAUUUACAUCGUGUUGAAGCACUUUUGUAUACUUUCCACAAACUUGGAAAACAAUGUCCAGAUUUUUUGAGCAAAGAUCCUGAAAGACAGAAAGAUUUUAAGAAAAAGUUAUUAUAUGUUGGAACGUGUACUCAAACAUUUGUAAAAAUUGUUAGGCAAGAUUUAAAAGAAAAAGGAGAAGAGGAUGUAAAAAAUAAUCCAAUUGUUGAAAAAAAACUAGAAGGAUUAAAAUUAGCAUGGAACAUAAAUACUUUAAUUAAAGAGUUAUUUAAUAUACCUCCUAGAUUUAAAGCAACUAUUAACCUAUCCUGGCUUGAGGGUGCGACUAAGACCAAACUUGCUCAAAUUAUUCAGGAAGGUAAAAAGCAUGAACCUAUUACAGUCGAUGGAAAAUCUAAAAGAAUUGAUGGCAGCAAUAAUAGCCAACAAAUAUAUCAGCCUCCAAAAGAUAAAUUUAGUGCCAAAUUCUCUAACAAUACAACUAAUAAUAAUCGUCGUGGUGGUGGUACUGGUUGGAACACUAAAAGAUCAUUUGACACCAACAAUACCAAUCGUCGUUCAUGGCGACCAUACUGAUUGUUAAUAUUAUGAAGUCAAUGAAAGUAACACAGUUUAGUUGAUUAUAUGCCGGUGUUAUAUUAUAGUGAGUUACUUCAAAUAGUUUAGUAAAUUAUAAUUUUUUUUUUUUUUUUGCGGUUUGGAACCGACGACCGGGAGGGGACUGCUUUCGCAUUACUUCCUCCCGGCCGCCAAAAGUAAAUUAUAAUUAUCAACUUUUUAAAAUACUUAUAAAAAAUAAAUGGUUUAUUUUUAACUUUAUCCAUAUCUAAGAUAUAUAGUUAUAAAUAUUGAUUAUAUUAAUGUUUUUAUUUUUGUAGUCAAUAAAACCAUAGUAUCUUUA